Molecule: messenger RNA, 402 nt
Organism: Symbiodinium natans
Lineage: Eukaryota; Dinophyceae; Suessiales; Symbiodiniaceae
Source: the annotation of a GenBank genome assembly
AUGUCGGUUCAUCACUGCCGUUCUACCGUGCUUGCACCCGUGCAGACUCAUGAAGAAAAUGCACGGUUGUGGGAGAGACUCCCCCCGCUUUCCUUCGGCAAGCUGGAGGCAAGUGCACAUGUAUGUUGCGUCGUGUCCUUGAGCAUUGUGUCACGUGGAAAGCAUCGGACAGUGCUGCAGGCAGACCUCUCUGCUGCGUCACUUCAAAACUCCGUUUGUCCCACAGGCAGAACUGUGCUUGCUGAUGUCAAUGUUGCUACGGGAUGUGCCAGAUGCCCUCGAUCUGUACCCAGUGAACACGGCAGCCCAACCGGAAUCGCUGCGAAACCCCAAGCCCCCCUAAGCAAGAAGUCAACACAGAACCCUGAACAUCCAGGAGACUGCAGAGUUGACCUCCACUAG